This is a messenger RNA of Symbiodinium necroappetens, 173 nucleotides long. The record is from the annotation of a GenBank genome assembly. NCBI's taxonomy places the organism in Eukaryota, Dinophyceae, Suessiales, Symbiodiniaceae.
AUGGCUGAAGGGAUCAAUCCACACCUCCUCUUCUACAGCUUCCUUCCGCCCUUGAUCUUCAGCGAGGCGAUGAAGCUGAAUGUUCGUUUGGUGCAGAAGUGCUUCGCACAGGUGUUUCUUCUGGCAUGCCCGGGCGUACUUCUGGGCACUGGAAUGGUGGCACUCGUCGCAAG